GACUACAACUCCCACAAUGCCCUCGCAGAGCACUCUGCAAGAACUCUACCUUCUUCCUGGCUGUGCUAAGGAUGACCACAGUUACCAGAAUGCUCUGCUUCCUCUCUUUGGUGUUAUUGACCCUUUCCCAGCGCGGGACGCGAUAGAAGCGAACGAGAGUGUCGGGCCCAAGGUCCUCCGUGUCCUGCUGGGCAGGGACGAUGCACUGACUUGGGCGCUGAGCCCAGGAGGGAACGCAAAAGGCUGCUGUCCCUCCUGUCAGGUUCACCUCACACUGCUGCCCGUCUUCUCCACCCGCGGCCUCCUGGACGACUCCGGACCGACCGCCUGGGGCAGAGGUGGCGUUCUUGGCCGCGUGGCUGUGGAGAGGCCGCGGCCCUCGGGACGGCGGUAGCGGCGUCAGGGCUGGGGAGGAGGAGGAGGGAAGAUGGCGUCGGAGCUGGAGCCCGAGGUGCAAGCCAUCGACCGGAGUUUGCUGGAUUGUUCGGCUGAGGAAACCGCAGGGAAAUGGCUGCAAGCAACUGACCUCACUAGAGAAGUAUACCAGCAUUUAGCCCACUAUGUACCCAAAAUCUACUGCAGGGGUCCCAACCCUUUUCCACAGAAAGAAGACAUGCUAGCCCAGCAUGUUUUGUUGGGACCGAUGGAAUGGUACCUUUGUGGUGAAGAUCCUGCAUUGGGAUUUCCGAAACUUGAACAAGCAAACAAACCUUCUCAUCUUUGUGGUCGUGUUUUUAAAGUAGGAGAACCUACAUAUUCUUGCAGAGACUGUGCAGUUGAUCCAACUUGUGUUUUAUGCAUGGAGUGCUUUUUGGGAAGUAUUCACAGAGACCACCGAUAUAGGAUGACCACAUCAGGAGGUGGAGGUUUCUGUGACUGUGGUGAUACUGAAGCUUGGAAAGAGGGUCCUUACUGUCAAAAACAUGAACUUAACACCUAUGAAAUUGAGGAAGAAGAGGAUCCUCUUGUGCAUUUAUCAGAAGAUGUGAUAGCAAGAACUUACAACAUUUUUGCUCUUAUGUUUCGGUAUGCAGUAGAGAUAUUAACCUGGGAAAAAGAAAAUGAACUGCCAGUAGAUUUAGAGAUACUAGAGAAGAAUGACACCUACUAUUGCAUGCUGUUUAAUGAUGAGGUUCAUACCUAUGAACAAGUUAUUUAUACUCUUCAGAAAGCUGUUAACUGUACACAAAAAGAGGCCAUUGGCUUUGCAACUACAGUAGAUCGAGAUGGACGUAGGUCUGUUCGAUAUGGAGACUUCCAGUAUUGUGAGCAAGCAAAAUCAGUAAUUGUGAGAAAUACCAGUAGACAGACAAAGCCACUCAAAGUUCAAGUUAUGCAUUCAUCUAUUGUCGCACAUCAGAAUUUUGGUUUGAAACUUUUGUCUUGGCUGGGAGGUAUAAUUGGAUAUUCAGAUGGCCUUCGCCGAAUUUUAUGUCAAGUUGGUUUACAGGAAGGGCCAGAUGGUGAAAACUUUUCUCUAGUGGAUAGAUUGAUGCUUAGUGACUCCAAAUUGUGGAAAGGUGCUAGGAGUGUGUAUCAUCAGUUGUUCAUGAGCAGUCUACUUAUGGAUUUAAAAUACAAGAAACAAUUUGCUGUUCGAUUUGCAAGGAAUUACCAGCAGUUGCAGAGAGAUUUUAUGGAGGAUGAUCACGAGCGAGCAGUGUCCGUGACUGCUCUGUCUGUCCAGUUCUUCACUGCCCCUACUCUGGCUCGAAUGCUCAUCACAGAAGAAAACCUGAUGACCAUUAUCAUUAAGACUUUCAUGGAUCAUUUGAGACAUCGAGAUGCCCAGGGCAGAUUUCAGUUUGAACGAUAUACCGCUUUACAAGCCUUCAAGUUUAAGAGAGUUCAGAGCCUUAUUUUAGAUCUCAAGUAUGUGUUAAUUAGCAAACCAACUGAAUGGUCAGAUGAUCUGAGGCAGAAGUUCCUAGAAGGAUUUGAUGCCUUUUUGGAAUUACUCAAAUGUAUGCAGGGAAUGGAUCCAAUUACACGUCAAGUAGGACAACAUAUUGAAAUGGAACCAGAGUGGGAAGCAGCCUUCACGCUACAAAUGAAAUUAACACAUGUCAUUUCAAUGAUGCAGGACUGGUGUGCUUUAGAUGAAAAAGUGUUGAUUGAAGCUUACAAGAAAUGCCUUGCUGUAUUGAUGCAGUGUCAUGGUGGUUUUACUGAUGGUGAACAGCCAAUCACAUUAAGCAUUUGUGGACACUCAGUGGAAACUAUCAGAUACUGUGUUUCCAAAGAAAAAGUUAGCAUUCACCUCCCAGUUUCUCGCUUACUUGCAGGUUUGCAUGUAUUAUUAAGCAAAAGCGAAGUGGCAUAUAAAUUUCCAGAGCACCUACCUCUAAGUGAACUUAGCCCACCCAUGUUGAUAGAACAUCCUCUUAGAUGUCUUGUUUUAUGUGCCCAAGUACAUGCAGGAAUGUGGAGAAGAAAUGGGUUCUCUCUAGUAAACCAGAUCUAUUACUACCAUAAUGUGAAAUGCAGACGUGAAAUGUUUGACAAGGAUAUAGUAAUGCUUCAGACAGGUGUCUCCAUGAUGGAUCCAAAUCAUUUCCUGAUGAUAAUGCUCAGCCGCUUCGAACUCUAUCAGAUUUUCAGUACUCCAGACUAUGGAAAAAGGUUUAGUUCUGAGAUUACCCAUAAGGAUGUAGUUCAGCAAAACAAUACUCUAAUAGAAGAAAUGCUGUACCUCAUUAUAAUGCUUGUUGGAGAGAGGUUUAGUCCUGGAGUUGGACAAGUAAAUGCUACAGAUGAAACUAAGCGAGAGAUUAUCCAUCAGUUGAGCAUCAAACCCAUGGCUCAUAGUGAAUUGGUAAAGUCUUUACCUGAAGAUGAGAACAAGGAGACUGGCAUGGAGAGUGUAAUUGAAGCAGUUGCCCAUUUCAAGAAACCUGGAUUAACAGGACGAGGCAUGUAUGAACUGAAACCAGAGUGUGCCAAAGAGUUCAACUUGUAUUUCUAUCACUUUUCAAGGGCAGAGCAGUCCAAGGCAGAGGAAGCGCAGCGGAAAUCAAAGAGACAAAAUAGAGAAGAUACAGCUCUUCCACCUCCAGUUUUACCUCCAUUCUGCCCUCUGUUUGCAAGUCUGGUUAACAUUUUACAGUCAGAUGUCAUGCUGUGCAUCAUGAGAACAAUACUGCAGUGGGCUGUAGAACAUAAUGGAUAUGCCUGGUCUGAGUCCAUGCUGCAAAGGGUGUUACAUUUAAUUGGAAUGGCACUACAAGAAGAAAAACAGCAUUUAGAGAAUGUCAUGGAAGAGCAUGUAGUAACAUUUACCUUCACUCAGAAGAUAUCAAAACCUGGUGAAACACCACACAACUCUCCUAGCAUAUUAGCUAUGCUGGAAACACUACAAAAUGCUCCCUACCUAGAAGUCCACAAAGAUAUGAUUAGGUGGAUAUUAAAGACUUUUAAUGCUAUUAAGAAGAUAAGGGAGAGUUCAUCUGCCAGUCCUGUGGCAGAGACAGAAGGAACCGUAAUGGAAGAGAAUUCAAGAGACAAAGACAAAGCUGAGAGGAAGAGAAAAGCCGAGAUUGCCAGGCUGCGCAGAGAAAAGAUCAUGGCUCAGAUGUCUGAGAUGCAGCGGCACUUUAUUGAUGAGAACAAAGAACUCUUUCAGCAGACAUUAGAACUAGAUGCCUCCACCUCUGCUGUUCUUGAAAAUAGCCCUAUGGUUUCAGAUAUGACACUUACAGCAUUGGGCCCAGCACAAACUCAGGUCCCUGAACAGAGACAAUUUGUUACCUGUAUAUUGUGUCAAGAGGAGCAAGAGGUGAAGGUGGAAAGCAGGGCAAUGGUCCUGGCAGCAUUUGUUCAAAGAUCAACUGUAUUAUCAAAAAACAGAAGUAAAUUCAUUCAGGAUCCAGAAAAAUAUGAUCCAUUAUUCAUGCACCCUGAUCUGUCUUGCGGAACACACACUGGUAGCUGUGGACAUGUUAUGCAUGCCCAUUGUUGGCAAAGGUAUUUUGAUUCCGUUCAAGCUAAAGAACAGCGAAGGCAACAGAGAUUACGCUUACAUACAAGCUAUGAUGUAGAAAAUGGAGAAUUCCUUUGUCCCCUUUGUGAAUGCUUGAGUAACACUGUUAUUCCUCUGCUGCUUCCUCCGAGAAAUAUUUUUAACAGCAGGUUAAAUUUUUCAGACCAACCAAGUCUGACUCAGUGGAUUAGAACAAUAUCUCAGCAAAUAAAAGCAUUACAAUUUCUUAGGAAAGAAGAAAGUACUCCUAAUAUUGUCUCUUCAAAGAAUUCAGAAAUUAUGGAUGAAUUGCAGCUCCCUGAAGGGUUUAGGCCUGAUUUUCAUCCUAAGAACCCUUAUUCUGAGAGCAUAAAAGAAAUGCUAAAAACAUUUGGAACUGCCACCUAUAAAGUGGGGCUAAAGGUUCAUCCCAAUGAAGAGGAUCCCCGUGUGCCAAUAAUGUGUUGGGGUAGUUGUGCAUACACCAUCCAAAGUAUAGAAAGAAUUUUAAGUGAUGAAGGAAAACCGUUGUUUGGUCCUUUACCUUGCAGACUGGAUGACUGUCUUAGGUCAUUAACAAGAUUUGCCGCAGCACACUGGACAGUGGUAUCACUUCCAGUGGUGCAAGAACACUUCAGUAAACUUUUUGCAUCAUUGGUUCCUGAUGACAACUACAGAGACCUUCCAUGUAUAUUAGAUAUCGACAUGUUUCAUUUAUUGGUGGGACUGGUGCUCGCUUUCCCUGCAUUGCAGUGUCAGGAUUUUUCAGGGAUCAGCCUUGGUGCUGGAGACAUUAACAUUUUCCAUCUGGUCACUAUGGCACACAUCAUACAGAUCUUACUUACCUCGUGUACAGAAGAGAAUGGCAUGGAUCAAGGAAAUCCUGCUGUUGAAGAAGAAUUAGCAGUUCUUGCUUUGUUUAAAUCACUUCACCAGUAUAUGGGAAGUUCCUUGAAAGAAAUGCCCUCUGGCUGGCAUCUGUGGAGGAAUGUCAGAACUGGAAUCAUGCCUUUCCUAAAGUGUUCUGCUUUGUUUUUUCAUUACUUAAAUGGAGUUCCUCCCCCACCUGAAAUUCAAGUUUCGGGAACAAGCCAUUUUGAACAUUUAUGUAACUAUCUUUCCCUGCCAAACAACCUCAUUUGCCUUUUUCAAGAAAAUGGUGAGAUAAUGAAAUUACUGAUUGAAAGUUGGUGUCAUAACAUUGAAGUUAAAAGAUAUGCAGAAGGUGAAAGAGAUGCUAUAAGGUAAGUUAAAGAUAGUCCAAGACUUGGCUGUGGGAAAAUGACUUGUGCUUUUUUUGUCCCCUGGAGGUGCCCCAAAUCAGGUGGUGAUAAGAGCAGAGCCCCAACUUUAUGUCUUGUGUGUGGAACUCUGUUGUGCUCCCAGAGCUACUGUUGUCAGACUGACCUGGAAGGGGAAGAUGUAGGAGCCUGCACAGCUCACACAUACUCCUGUGGUUCUGGGGUGGGCAUCUUCCUGAGAGUACGGGAAUGUCAGGUGCUCUUUCUAGCCGGCAAAACCAAAGGCUGUUUCUACUCUCCUCCUUACCUUGAUGACUAUGGGGAAACCGACCAGGGACUCAGACGGGGAAAUCCUUUACAUUUGUGCACAGAGCGAUUUCGGAAGAUUCAGAAGCUUUGGCACCAGCACAGCAUCACGGAGGAAAUCGGACACGCACAGGAGGCGAACCAGACCCUGGUGGGCAUUGACUGGCAGCAUUUAUGAUGGUGGCACUACCAAAACUGUACACUUGGAGUUUUGUGACCCAGUUGGCUUUUCAAGAAAGAGAAUAGGAAAAAAGUUCUGCUGAAUUUGGAAAUGAAUUCUUUAGGCGCUUCUUCAGUUUUAUUAUCAUAGUUUCUGGCUCGAGAGACUGAUGAAAAUCAUUUUCUGUCAGCGGACUUUCUUGCACCAUUUGCUGUGUCCCUGAAACAUAACUUCUUGAAUUGUAAGGUCCAGCAAGGAGCUUCUCUUCCUGGGCUGGGUGCUCCAGCUGCUUUGUGGGCAUCUGACUGCAUGCGACAGUUCCCAGUAGUCUGAGCCACGUUACAUUACCAAUCACAGGGAACUCCAGGCCUGAAGCUGAUUCGAUUACAGCAGGAAACAAAGUCUCUGCAGUGUGUUGGAGUUAUGCUUCUGGUCCCUCAGUGAUGUUCAACACUGGGACUGAGUUGCUGUCCCUUCUGCUGACAGGACCCUACCUCUAAGCAAAGCAGUGGGUUUUGAAAGCAUCAAUCCCUGUCUCCAUCAGCUGUGAGAGGGCUGAGGGCGCUGAUGCAGGAAGAGCCUGUGGGAAGAAGGGGGAGGUGCUUUCUUUGUAUGCUGGCUGCUUUUUAGGGCUGUAGAAGGUUGGAUUUUGUUUUCCUUUUUGUCAAGACUUUUGGCUUUGAGAGAAAAAACUCACUUUAAAAGGGCUUUUUAAAAACUUAAAAGAGUAUCCUAGUUUUUCAGACAAUAUAUUCUCUUAUUUGUAAGACUAAAUUGAGAGAUUGUGUGCAUCUAGAAUCAAGCACUAGUGGAAAAAAUGAGAACUUGGUGUUUUUGCAGUUCCCUCCCUCCUACCCCUUCCAGCAUUUCCAAAAUAGAUGAAUUGCUCUUUCUUUGCUGGCUCACUUAGUACAUUCCUGGGACAGCCUAUGCACCCAGGCUUUUUAUUAUUUUUAAACAUUAUUGUUCUUACUAAGAGGUGCCUUCCUAGAAUGAUAGCCGCUUAGUAAAAUAGCUUGUAACUAUUACAUACGACACAGCCACUCUCCAUUUGAUACACAUGUGCUGAGAGCUUGACAAUGGAGGGGUGGCAGGUUUUGUAUGAGGAAUAAAUUCUGAGCCUCUCGGAGUGGGGCUAAAGGACAAAUGAAUAAAACACUCUUGGAUUUUUUUAGCCAUUGCAAGUAACCCUUUCACUCAGUUUUCUUUGAACUGCAUCUCAGAGUUCUGUUCCAUUCAGCUUUGCACGCUCCCUGUCUACCCGGGAGGAUGGUCAGCAGUCCAGACUGUAUGCUAAGAUAUGUGAGGCGCAGAAGCCACAUUCGCUGCUUCCCCUCCAAGGUAGGUGAAAGAAACUCUUCCUCUGCAAGAAUGACGCUAACUUCCUGCUUGGGACUGGCUCAGCAGCUGAGAAGGACCCGCAGGAAGAAAAUCCACAUUAGAACCCAGAGCUCUCCCCCUUUUGCUGGCUGUUUUUGCCAUUCAUAAGAUCUGGUGGUUUGGGCUGUGAGUGCCAUAAUGAUUUUAAUGUUUAUUUCAGCCUUUGUCACAUCCCUGUGAUCCUUUAGCAUUUAAAUCCAGCUUCUUUUGGCUUUUCUCCAUAUGUUCAUCAAGCUUAUAUUUUAAAUGAUAAGACCAUGUUUCUCCCUCUGUAAGUGAAUUAUAAACAUUUUCACCACAUCAUAACAAUACUCAGGCUUUUGGGGCUGACUCUUGUUAGCAGAGGUGUCCCUGGGUUCCAUUCUCUGAGAAUGUCAGGGGUCUGAGAGAAAAUGAAUUUCCAUGAAAUAGCAGGGCAUGCACCCCUCUGUCUUCUGGUGUGUGCGUCAUUAAGCUAAUUGUCUCCCCUUCCUAAGGAAUCAUACUAGUUUUAUGAUUUGUUCUGCAUGUAUCAUGUUUAUUAUAGAAAUGUUUAUAUAAUCAUGCUUUCUGUAUCAGGGAAAAUCAUACCUGUUUAAUACAUUGGCUAUAACUUUAAAUAUCUGUGGACAACUUGUAAAAUUUGGAAUGUAUCAUAUGUAAAAAGUUUAAAGAUACCCAAAUAAAUGCUUUAGGUGUUACUACUUUG
This is a messenger RNA of Manis javanica (Malayan pangolin), 7733 nucleotides long. NCBI's taxonomy places the organism in Eukaryota, Metazoa, Chordata, Mammalia, Pholidota, Manidae. The record is from RefSeq and is a predicted model, not a curated record.